UCGACCCGCCCAGCACGACAUUGGACUCGCCGCGUUUGAGUCUCCUCAGCGCCCGUAGUUCCUGAACUUUGACCGCUCUUCAGGACUGGCCAGAGGCCAGCACGCAUGCGUAGUUCCUCUGAAUGGGGUGCCUCCUUCUCCUGGCGGCGGCGGCAGGCGCGGUGGCCGUGGUCCUGGCCCUGCGGCUGUGGCUCGUGCUUCACUCACGGGUCGUCGUACCCCGGGAGUCUCUCAGCCUUAUGGCGGUGGCCGGGUCCGGUGGGCACACCACUGAGCUGCUGAGGCUGCUGGAGCACCUGUCCAGUGCUUACUCUCCUAGACACUACGUCAUCGCAGACACCGAUGAAAUCAGUGCCCGGAAGAUAAAUGCUUUCGAACUCAGUCGAGCUGAUAGAGACCCGGGUAGCAUGUCUCCCGGACACUACAUCCACCGCAUCCCCAGGAGCCGCGAGGUCCAGCAGUCCUGGCUGUCCACCGUGCUCACCACCCUCCACUCAGCCUGCCUCUCCUUCCCCCUGACCUACCGCCUGAAGCCAGAUCUGGUGCUGUGUAACGGGCCAGGGACCUGCGUUCCUGUCUGUGUGUCCGCCCUCCUCCUGGGGGUCCUGGGGAUAAAGCGAGUGACUAUCGUCUACGUGGAGAGCAUCUGCCGGGUGGAGCACCUGUCGCUGUCUGGGAAGAUCCUGCACCAUUUCUGCGAUUACUUCGUGGUGCAGUGGCCGACCCUGAAGCAGAAGUACCCCAAGUCCGUGUACCUGGGGCGGAUCGUGUGACGAGGGCGGGCUCACUUCUGUGCAGCUCUGACGUCCGCAGUAUUUAUUACACAUGGGGAGGAAGCUGCAUGUUUACUGUAAACCCUCCUGAGGGGCCUGAGAGUUGCUGGUCGUCAGCGUAAACACGUGUAACCAGCGCAGGUUUAAGGUUUCUCUAAAAACAAACGUUAAUAACCCGUUAAGUGCUUGCACCUCUGCCAGGCACCGGAUUUCUCCUCUACACUAAAGUCUGUCACCGCCUGCAGGUUACCUUCUCACUUGCUUUAGUCAUACUUUUUGUAGAACUAAGUAGAGAGCCUGUAUGUAAAAGUUCCUCUUCUACAGCUUUUUUUUAACCAGUAUUCUGCGUCGAGAGAAGAAAAGAGAAAGGAAGGCGUUUCUCCGUCUUCGCUCGGCUCCCGCGGCUUUGUUUCCUGCACGGAAGCCGAGGUCCCCGGGGAGCCCGGCCGGCUAGAGGACGCGGGUCUGUGAAGCUCGCUUCCUGUCAGUUUCCUUCCACAGGCUCCAGAACCUGGGCACAGACCCCGGUCUCCUUUUGUUCUUCAGUUUUGCUAUGUGGGGAUUUGGCCUCAACCCCGAAGAUCUUUUGAACUCUCUCCUUUAGUUGCUAGAAUAAAUUAGAAGGGGACCAUUGCCAUAGUAAUAAAACAUGGUUCUGUUUACCGGGAA
Miniopterus natalensis is the source of this 1442-nucleotide messenger RNA. It is a transcript of the gene ALG14, whose product is annotated as ALG14 UDP-N-acetylglucosaminyltransferase subunit. The record is from RefSeq and is a predicted model, not a curated record. Gene Ontology annotation, molecular function: N-acetylglucosaminyldiphosphodolichol N-acetylglucosaminyltransferase activity. Gene Ontology annotation, biological process: dolichol-linked oligosaccharide biosynthetic process. Gene Ontology annotation, cellular component: UDP-N-acetylglucosamine transferase complex. NCBI's taxonomy places the organism in Eukaryota, Metazoa, Chordata, Mammalia, Chiroptera, Miniopteridae.